Messenger RNA from Indicator indicator, 1359 nucleotides. Its product is annotated as RNA polymerase-associated protein LEO1-like. The transcript is spliced from 2 exons. Bases 1 to 1359 code for a protein of 452 amino acids. The record is from RefSeq and is a predicted model, not a curated record. NCBI's taxonomy places the organism in Eukaryota, Metazoa, Chordata, Aves, Piciformes, Indicatoridae.
AUGGAGACGGAGGGAGAGAUGGGGUCGCACCCGUCCUCCCUUUGUACCCUCCCGGCGGAGCAGAGGCCCCCAGCCAAACCCCCCAGUGCUGCAAGCAAAAGCAAAACCCACGCAUCUGGAGAGAGAGAAAAAGAUGACCAGCAAGUCUGCUCCUUAGAUAGCCACACGUCUGGAGAGAGAGAAAAAGAUGACCGGCAAGUCUGCUCCUUAGAUAGCCACGCGUCUGGAGAGAGAGAAAAAGAUGACCGGCAAGUCUGCUCCUUAGAUAGCCACGCAUCUGGAGAGAGAGAAAAAGAUGACUGGCAAGUCUGCUCCUUAGAUAGCCACGCGUCUGGAGAGAGAGAAAAAGAUGACCGGCAAGUCUGCUCCUUAGAUAGCCACGCAUCUGGAGAGAGAGAAAAAGAUGACCGGCAAGUCUGCUCCUUAGAUAGCCAUUCGUCUGGAGAGAGAGAAAAAGAUGACCGGCAAGUCUGCUCCUUAGAUAGCCACGCAUCUGGAGAGAGAGAAAAAGAUGACCGGCAAGUCUGCUCCUUAGAUAGCCACGCAUCUGGAGAGAGAGAAAAAGAUGACCGGCAAGUCUGCUCCUUAGAUAGCCACGCGUCUGGAGAGAGAGAAAAAGAUGACCGGCAAGUCUGCUCCUUAGAUAGCCACGCGUCUGGAGAGAGAGAAAAAGAUGACCGGCAAGUCUGCUCCUUAGAUAGCCACACGUCUGGAGAGAGAGAAAAAGAUGACCAGCAAGUCUGCUCCUUAGAUAGCCACACGUCUGGAGAGAGAGAAAAAGAUGACCGGCAAGUCUGCUCCUUAGAUAGCCACACGUCUGGAGAGAGAGAAAAAGAUGACCGGCAAGUCUGCUCCUUAGAUAGCCACACGUCUGGAGAGAGAGAAAAAGAUGACCGGCAAGUCUGCUCCUUAGAUAGCCACACGUCUGGAGAGAGAGAAAAAGAUGACCGGCAAGUCUGCUCCUUAGAUAGCCACGCAUCUGGAGAGAGAGAAAAAGAUGACCGGCAAGUCUGCUCCUUAGAUAGCCACGCAUCUGGAGAGAGAGAAAAAGAUGACCGGCAAGUCUGCUCCUUAGAUAGCCACGCAUCUGGAGAGAGAGAAAAAGAUGACCGGCAAGUCUGCUCCUUAGAUAGCCAUUCGUCUGGAGAGAGAGAAAAAGAUGACCGGCAAGUCUGCUCCUUAGAUAGCCACACGUCUGGAGAGAGAGAAAAAGAUGACCGGCAAGUCUGCUCCUUAGAUAGCCAUUCGUCUGGAGAGAGAGAAAAAGAUGACCGGCAAGUCUGCUCCUUAGAUAGCCACACGUCUGGAGAGAGAGAAAAAGAUGACCGGCAAGUCUGCUCCUUAGAUAGGGAGAUAUAG